Molecule: messenger RNA, 2042 nt
Organism: Lacerta agilis (Sand lizard)
Lineage: Eukaryota; Metazoa; Chordata; Lepidosauria; Squamata; Lacertidae
Gene: LRRC1
Product: leucine rich repeat containing 1
Exons: 14
Coding region: 155-1729 (524 amino acids)
Biological process (GO): neurotransmitter receptor transport, endosome to postsynaptic membrane; neurotransmitter receptor transport postsynaptic membrane to endosome
Cellular component (GO): postsynaptic density; postsynaptic membrane; adherens junction
Molecular function (GO): protein binding
Source: RefSeq, a predicted model, not a curated record
CCUGGCGCUGGAACUGGAAGCCGAGCCGGGCAGGGGGCCGCGGGAAGGCUGAGGCGCUGCCCCGAGUGGCCGCGCGAGCCUUGCGCAGCUUGCCGAGGGUUGGGCUGCGGGAGGCAGGCAGAGGGUUGCCGCCGCCGCCGCCGCCUUUGCUGCUAUGUUUCAUUGCAUCCCGCUGUGGCGGUGCAACCGUCAUGUGGAGAUUAUCGACAAGCGCCACUGCUCGCUGGCCGCCGUGCCCGAGGAAAUCUACCGCUACAGCCGCAGCCUCGAAGAACUCCUGCUCGACGCCAACCAGCUCCGAGAGCUGCCGAAGCCUUUCUUUCAGCUUGUAAAGUUAAGAAAACUCGGGCUUAGUGAUAAUGAAAUUCAGCGGCUUCCUCCAGAGAUAGCAAACUUUAUGCAGCUGGUAGAACUUGAUCUGUCUCGAAAUGAUAUUCCUGAAAUCCCUGAAAGCAUUUCCUUCUGCAAAUCAUUACAGGUAGCAGACUUCAGUGGGAACCCGCUCACUAGGUUGCCUGAAAGCUUUCCUGAGCUGCAGAAUCUAACAUGCCUUUCUGUAAAUGAUAUCUCUCUACAAGCAUUACCUGAUAACAUUGGAAACCUUUAUAACCUGGCAUCACUGGAAUUAAGAGAGAAUCUGUUGACAUAUUUACCUGAGUCAGUUGCCCAGCUGCAGAGACUAGAAGAGCUAGACCUAGGGAACAAUGAACUUUAUAAUUUGCCAGAAACUUUAGGUGCACUUUAUAAUCUUAAAGAUCUGUGGCUAGAUGGGAACCAGCUGGCUGAAUUACCUCAGGAAAUAGGAAGCCUGAAAAACCUGCUAUGCCUGGACAUCUCCGAAAACAAACUGGAAAAACUGCCUGAAGAGAUAAGCGGUCUGCUGUCUUUAACUGACCUACUCAUCUCUCAGAACCUUCUUGAGGUGCUACCGGAUGGCGUAGGUAAAUUAAAAAACCUAUCCAUCUUGAAGGUUGACCAGAACCGGCUUGUUCAGUUAACAGAAGCAGUAGGAGACUGUGAAAGCCUUACUGAGUUAGUUCUCACAGAAAACCAGCUGCUGACUUUGCCGAAGAGCAUUGGGCGGCUAAAGAAGCUGAAUAUACUGAACGUUGACAGAAACAAACUAGUGUCUUUACCCAAAGAGAUUGGUGGGUGUUGCAGUCUAAAUGUUUUUUCAGUACGUGACAACCGGUUAUCUAGGAUUCCUCCUGAGAUAUCACAAGCCACAGAACUUCAUGUCCUAGAUGUAGCUGGAAAUAGGUUGCUACAUCUUCCCAUGUCGCUCACUAGUUUGAAGCUGAAGGCGUUGUGGUUGUCCGAUAACCAGUCCCAGCCUUUACUUACGUUCCAGACGGACACAGACCCUGAAGUAGGGGAGAAGAUUUUAACAUGUGUUUUACUUCCUCAAAUGCCUUCUGAGCCCGGUUGCCAAGAUAACCUGCCCCGAUGUGGGGCACUGGAGAGCUUGGUAAAUGAAAUGUCAGAUGAGACAUGGAAUGAACGAGCAGUAAAUAGAGUCAGUGCAAUCCGCUUUUUAGAAGACGAAAAAGAUGAAGAGGAUAAUGAAAUGAGGACACUUCUAAGGCGAGCCACUCCACACCCUGGGGAGUUAAAGAAUAUGAAAGUGAAAGUGGAGAAUUUACGGAAUGAUAUGAACGCUGCUAAAGGACUGGAUUCAAACAAAAAUGAGGUCAAUAAUGCCAAUGACAGAGUGACCACUUCUGUGUAGAGGCUCGCCUCCCAGAUGUUUGCCUCCUGUGUCUUCCCACCUGCUGUCGAACCGUUUCUGUUGCAUCCUGGGAAUACCAUUCAAUCAACCCUCAUGUGUUUUAACCAGAAAUCCGACUCAUCUUGUCCUUGUGUCAUUCCUUUGGAAGGUGCUUCUCACUGGAAGAAAAGUGCCUUAUUUCAGUCCAGGCACCUGAGCACAGGGGGUGCAGCGCACUGAAAACUGCCCCCCCCUGCCGUUCUUUGCAUGAACAACUCCUGCUUGUUUGCCAGCGAAUUGUUCCCAUCAAUUCCAGUGUUGUUGUUUUUGUUUU